AUGCUGUCGCCUUGGCUGGAGGCGUUUCCCUCGACGGCUUCGCAGAUUAUCGAAGAGAUUGACCACUGCGCCGGGUUCAAAAUCUCCGACGUCAUACAGAAUGGCCCGUCCAAAGUGCUCACCCAGACGACCAUGGCCCAGCCGGCCAUCAUGGCCACGUCCAUCUUCAUACUGCGUAUCCUCGAGCGCGAGUUCAAUUUCCGAGUUGCCGACCAUUUCGACUUUACGCUGGGCCAUUCCCUGGGCGAAUUCACUGCAUUGGUCGCUGGAGGAUACAUUGCCUUUGAGGACAGCUACUAUUUAGUGCAGCGGCGUGCGGCUGCGAUGUCGGAGGCGACGAAGAAGGCUAUACAGGAGUAUGGAGGCGAGUACGGCAUGGUGGCUGUGAUUACAGAACCGGAAUAUCUACAAGGCCUGAUCAAGGCGAUUCGGGAUUUCGUCGGGCACUCGAGCGAUGGGAGCAAAUCGGAGAGCAACCAAGAUGUACCGCCGAUUGAGCAGGUGUUGAUCGCCAACAUCAACAGCAAGAACCAGAUCGUGUUGAGUGGUAACAUGGAGAGAAUCAAAAUGCUUAUAGCGCAUGUUCGCCAGUUCCUGGGCCACGACCCACGAGCGGUGCGACUGCACAGCGACAGCCCCUUCCACAGCCCCAUCAUGAAGCCUGCGGUAACUGUCAUGAAGACGCUGCUGGAGAAGAAGAGCCGCGUCCCAGGCCGAGAAAACGAGGAUAUCGUUACAUUCCCAGGACUGAUGCCGUGCAUCAGUAAUGUCUCUGCCAGACCAUUCCAAAGCAAGGAACAGCUAAAGGAUCUCCUGGCGAGAGGAUGCCUCGAGACGGUUCGAUGGUGGGCGGCAAUCAAGUACCUCGACCAAGAGGAGAAAGUCCGGCGAUGGGUUGGUAUCGGCCCCGGCAAAGUGGGCAGAAACCUGGUAGGAAAGGAGGUGGGCAUGAGAGGAAAGGAUCUCGUCAAGGGAGGAGGCGUAUGGGCGAUUACAGACCCGUACGAGGUGGAAGAGGUGCUACGAGGAUUAGAAGAGACGGCAAAUAUCUUAGAUGAUGAAGAUGAAUGA
Trichoderma aggressivum f. europaeum is the source of this 1071-nucleotide messenger RNA. RefSeq lists its product as uncharacterized. Gene Ontology annotation, biological process: fatty acid biosynthetic process. Gene Ontology annotation, molecular function: [acyl-carrier-protein] S-malonyltransferase activity. Lineage: Eukaryota; Fungi; Ascomycota; Sordariomycetes; Hypocreales; Hypocreaceae. Bases 1 to 1071 code for a protein of 356 amino acids. The record is from RefSeq and is a predicted model, not a curated record. The transcript has a single exon. Gene Ontology annotation, cellular component: mitochondrion.